Messenger RNA from Tetranychus urticae (two-spotted spider mite), 7099 nucleotides. RefSeq lists its product as uncharacterized. Lineage: Eukaryota; Metazoa; Arthropoda; Arachnida; Trombidiformes; Tetranychidae. Gene Ontology annotation, biological process: regulation of DNA-templated transcription. The record is from RefSeq and is a predicted model, not a curated record. Gene Ontology annotation, cellular component: nucleus.
CUUUUUUUUGAUUCACCAAAAGUGUGCAAAUCAUGUUUGAUGUUGAUCAAAGUAAAGACCAAAACUGAUACCAAACAACAACAUUGUCACACAAUUUAACCUUAAUUGUCUUCCUCUUUCUAAUCAGUGCAUCUUGUGUCUACCAACUUUACUAGUGAUUAACCAUCAUCCAGUGAACUUGACCAAACUGAGAAUCUUGAAAAGUCGGAAACAAAAAAUUCAAUUGCAAUUUCGUUACAUCAAUGGUUACGUUAAUUUGUUGACAUCUUUAAUCGUCUUUACAAUGAUUUUGUUAUUUAUUGAUUUGUAAUUUUCAUUUGGAUUUAUCAACUUUGGCCAUUUACCGAUUGUUUUGCUCGUUGCAACUUCAACUUCGUUAAUUUACUUGCAAUCAACUAAUUAUUGACGUGACUUGCACCAUUUAAAUGUUAUUGUUGCAACAAUUUAACUCAAAUCAACUGAUCAACUAACCAAUGGAAUUAUAUUGAACAAAGUUUUCACCAAUUGUUCAUCUUAAUCAUCAUUGCCAAGGAAUUAACUGAAUCAAAUUAAUACCAAUGACCAAGAACAGCAAGGCAAUCAAAUGUACCAAAAACAAUUGCAGUUGUGAAUGUUUCUCUCCAGGCAAAGGAAUCCAUUUCAGGGAAUGUUCAUCAUGUAAUCAUCCUUGGAUACAUCAUGCUUUGGAUAAACUUGGCUCAGUAAAUGUUGGAGAUGAUGUUACAAGUGAAGAUAUUGCCAUCAACACAGCAUUUGAUGUUACCUCGUUGGUCUUGUUUGGUACAACUGCGUUACCGGUUCGAUUGAAGAUACUUUUAGAUAAGAUGUUCAGCAGUUUAUCACCUAAAGAUGUUAUCAGAAUACUCUCGGCUUUUGGUUGGUCUUAUGAGGAUUAUAGUCGAGCUUAUAAGCUAGAGGAUUCAGACGGUAAACAUCUAACUAAAUGGACAAUGGUCAGUCAUGAAGAAGAAAUCCUAGUAUUAAAACAGCUUCUUCGAUUCAACCAAACGAAAAGUGUUGCUCAUCAUUUCCUUCUCAAUGAUCCAUUUCCUUGGAAUGAUCUGAUGACCGUUGCUCCUGCCGCUGUUACUGCUGCUGCUGCCGCUGCUGCCGCCGCUGCUGCUGCGGCUUCGUCUAAUGCGUUAACCUCUUCCUCUUCAUCGCCUCCUUUAACUAGUGCAACAUCGACAACACCACCAACCACGGCGUCUUCCGUAUCACCUUUAAAUCUUUUGUCCACCAGUGGAUUUAAUAGUUCAAUUGGUAACGGUAAAUCAAUUGACAGUGAAAUUUUGCGCUUCAUUGAGAAAACAAAUCGAUCUCGACAAUCAUCCAAUAGUGCUAAUAGUAACAACAGCAACAAUAUCAGUAACAAUAACAAUAGUAUCAGUAAUAACAGUAAUACCAUGUUGGGAUCGUCUUCACCAAAUUAUCCAAGCAACUGUAAAAGUCCAUCAAAUCUUCCGCUUAGUUUAACCUCAUUGGGACGAUCAAUAAUGUCACCAGAUGAUCGUUAUCUCAAUCACAGUUCGUCUUCACUGACCAAACCUGGAGAUUCACUUAUAACGGGUAAUGCUCCUUCACCAUUGAAUCGUUAUCCAUCAACCUCUUCAUCUGUUGCUGUUGCUACUUCUUCGUCUACUUGUGCAUCUGCUUCCAUGCAACCCUUUGACUUUAGGUGCAAUUCAUCUCGACAUCAAACAUCUUCAUCAUCUCCUGUAAAUAAUUCAAUUGGCUUGAAAAGUGAUCAUCUUUCAAGUUCAUCUUCAACACUCGGUGUCAAUAAUUUAUCAUUGACUGGCUCUGGUAACACUUUAUCGUGUAAAACUGAUGAAAUUGUUAAAAGUCUUCAUAAUAGCCUUUCACUUGUUUCACCAAAAGAUAAUGCCAUGGCUUCAAGCUUAUUAAGUUCAAGUUCAAUUGGACUAGCAGGUUUAGCUGAAUCUUUUAAAUUAUCAUCUUCAUCUGGAAACCACCAUCACCAUAGAUCAUCGUCAUCUCCACACGGAAAUCACCAUCAACACCACCAUUCAAACCAUCAUCUUUCAAUGAGAGGAUUAACAUCAUCCUCUUCAUCAACAGGUCUUCGUCGACCUCGAUCAACAGGCAAUUCAGAAUCUAGUUUAACUGACGGUGAACCAGGUUCUGAUGGUGAAACCGAUACAAAUACCAGUGAAAGUGUAAUAAAUUUGUCAGCCGGCUCAUACGAUAUGUCACUAUCCAACUCUUCACUAUCCAAAUCAUCGUCCCGUCAUCAUCGUAAAUCAAAUAAUCCAAUGAGAAUGAAACGCUUAAAUCCAGUUGUUCUCAGUCAAAUGACCACCAAUCCAUCAACGGGUAAAAAACGAGUUCCUUGUAAUGUUUGUAGGAAAACCUUUUGUGAUAAAGGAGCGCUUAAAAUUCACUAUUCAGCUGUUCACUUGAAGGAGAUGCAUCAAUGUACAGUUUCAGGGUGUACAAUGACCUUCUCAUCGAGGCGAAGUCGUAAUCGUCAUUCAGCUAAUCCAAAUCCUAAACUUCAUACGCCAAAUAUGAGGCGUAAAAUGAAUCCGCAUGAUGGACGAUCAGCUAAUCCUUACCCUUUGUUACAAGGAUUAGCACCAGGGUCACCACUUGAUUUUGGCUCACCAUCAGCCAAUGUUUUAUCAUCUGGUGGCUUGUUGGGUGGAGUGUCGGGUGUUAAUCCGUCAGGUCGAACUCUUCUUUCCUCUUCGGGAGGAAUCUUGGGUCAAGGAAGUUCUUCUAAUCAUUCUUCAACUUCACUUGUUCCUUCAUCUCUACACUUACAAAGUAAUCAUCCUCAUCCAUCUUUAUCUGCUUCAGUUCAUGGCUUUACCUCAGCUCUAUAUGAUUCGGAACGAGGUAAUCCCGAGUCAAGUCAGUUAACAUCGUCAUCUUCAAUCUAUACUGGCGAUGGUAAAGAUGGACAUUCUCGUGACAUGUCACCCUCUUCGUCUCGAGAUGCCCAUUCACCUUCUGAAAUGAUGAUGAUGAUGACAACUGGCUCGACAACUACAGCAACAACAUCAACGACUACAGCUUCAGUGCCAACAUCAACAACAAAAGGACUAUCGUCACCAUCGACAUCUAAACCAUUUGAUCGGGAUGGUGAAAUGUCUGCCCUUUCAUUAACCAACAAAAAGAUGAGAAGAGAAGAUGAAGAAAUGAUCUCUUGUGAUGAAAAUAGUAAUGAACCUGAAGAAGGAAUUAAUCUUAGUGUUCGCCGUAACUCUAGAUCAAAUAAUAACAAUGAUAAUAACAAUAAUCGAGAUAAUGAUUCUAUACCAUCUAGAGUAUCAGAAAAUAAUAAUUUAUUGAACCGUAAUGACAAUUUUAAUAGUAACAACAAUAACAGUGAUACUUCUACAAACAAAAGGAAACGUAAAAGUUUAAAUCCAAUUAGAUGUGAACCAUCAUUAAUUGAAGGAGCAUCCGAUGAAGAAGAUGAUAAUGACGAUAAUGAUGAUAAUGAUUUACCCGAUUCAUGUGAUGAUUCUUCCAGUGGAACGUAUAUUGGACGAAUGGAAGAUAAUGAAAUUGUUAAUGAUGACGAUGAUGAUUCUAAAACUGAAGAUGAACAGGAUGAUGGUGAUGACGGUGAUGAUGAUGAUUCCUUGGAUGGAAGUUUACCUUCAUCGGUUCGUCGUCGUAAAUCCAAUAGAUCUAGAAAGUCAAAUAUUGUUGAUAGUAAAAGACGGUUUGAAAAAGAGAGACGAGAAAGACAAGAACAGGGCUCAGCUGAUCAACCAGAGGGCGACAAUGACGAUGAUGCCAUGGGUGAAGAGUUUGAAGACGAGGAUAUUGGAACUGGUAGAGAAGAAGAAGAUGCUUUUGGUACCAUGGAUUUAUCCAAAAAAAGUAAUCGAGAUAGUUCAAGUAACUAUCAUCAUCCAGAAUCACUUUCAUCUCGAUCUCGGAAACCUCUUUCUGGAGCUGACAAUAGUAAAGGUGCUUGUUCAACUGGUGAUGUUAACAAUGGACGUAACCAUUCAUCGUCUUCAUCGUCUUCAUCUUCAAUCAUUGCUAGUGGCCAUGAGAAGGAAAAUUGUGGAUUACCAAAGUUACCCUUUAUUCCAACUGGAUUACCAUUGGAUAAUAACUCGUUCCGGGAUAAUACUGAAAACAAUCCUCUUCGUCAUCUUGAAUCUCUUUCAAUGGGAUCCUUUUCGGGUUUAACAGGGUCAACAACUGGAUCUUCAAUAACUCAUAAUUUGCAUUCUAACCUUUUCCCUGGAUCGCCAGCUCUCUCUUUUCAUGCUCCUGGACUAGGUUUGGGUCGUCCUGAAAUAUCAAUGAAUGAGCUUAAUGAUCGUAAGGUGAAGAAAGAGUCAAACUCUGAAUCUCAUUCAACUAGAGAGCGAAAUCGUUCUGAAGAACGAGAUAUUUCUUCUGGUCAUCAACAUCAUCGUAGUUCCAAACUUUCAUCGUCUACCUCGUCACUCUCAACAGUCUCAUCUUUACACCAUCAUCAACACUUGUUGUCCUCAUCAUCCAUGAACAAUGGUGGAUCCUCUGGAACCAGUCAAAAUCAAGAUGUUAAACUUGAACGAUCUGGUGAAUUAGAUAACAAUAACCAUCAACAAUCUCAACUCAAUUCAACCAGUUCAUCAUCCUCAUUGAUGAACAACCAUUUCACAAGUCCUGUUCAUCCAUCAACCUUGCAAGGUUUAACAACACCGAUCUAUCGUGAUGCUUCAUUAAUAGGAACAAUUGAAAUUCCAGUUGAUAAAGACAAUCCUCGUCGCUGUGUUACUUGUGGUAAAACCUUUCAAAAUCAUUUUGGUGUUAAAACACAUUAUCAAAAUGUCCAUCUCAAGGUUAUGCACAAAUGUAAUGUUGAAGGAUGUACUGCGUCUUUUCCGUCUAAGAGAUCCCGAGAUCGUCACUCUGCAAACAUGAAUCUUCAUCGUAAAUUAUUGUCAACUCAUCAAGAUAAAGGAGUUCCUUUUGGUCUUGAUAAGGCAACUGCCGCGGCAGCUGCUGCAGCCGCAGCAGCAGCAAGUGGAGCCAACGUUUUAUUUCCAUACACUGGUGCCAAUGUGAUGAGAGAUGAUUUAUUAUCUCGAUUCUAUGAUUCCUCUUCUUUUAAUUUAUCCGAUCUUUACUCAGGCCGAGUCCCACCUGAUUUUUUGGCUGCAAUGACAGCCUUUAUGCCAUUGUCAAAUUAUCCUCACACUUUUACUCUACCAACUCGUCCUCCCGGGUCAAGUACUGGUGAUAUCCAAGGUUUAAUUAGAGAUAAUUCAUCGCCCCAAUCAUCCAGCGGAGGAAGAUUGUCUACAGGAUUAUCUAACAAUACCAAUAACUUGGGAUCAACAACGACAGCAACAUUAACCUCAACAAAAACCAAAAGUACAACAUCAAGUCCAUCUUCACCACCGAACCGUGAUUACUCUUCACCUUCAUCUUCUUCCCAUCAUCACCAUCCUUCCGAACAAUCUAAUCGAAGAUCUGUCUCUCCUGUAGCUAAUUACAGUUCAUCAUCUGGUAAUCAUCAUCGUCGUUCACACCAUCAUUCUCAUCAACAUGAAAGAAGAUCAGUUAGUCCAUCGGGAGGAUCAAGUCCACACAGUAAUCGAGCUUCACCAGAACCCAAUGGUCAUCACCAUCAUCAAUCUCGUCACUUGUCAAAUCAUCAUUAUCACCAUUCAUCUCACCAUGAACGAUCAACUGAAUCGGGCGCUAUGGGCAAUAACAACAAUAGCAACAAAAAUAAUAGUAAUAGUAAAAUUAUAAAUAGUAACAAUAAUAAUAAUAAUGUUGAUAAACGUAAUCUCGGCCUUUUGGGCAAAAUAAGUGUUUCUGAUUUAUCUACCGAGCUAUCCAAAUUUCCACCCGUUGUUGAUGGUAAUUUUAUUUGCGUCUUUUGUAAAUCAUUGUCAUUUAGUGAAAGAUCAAGGUUGAAGGAUCAUUAUGAUUCAAGCCAUUACGAGGAGCUUUCUCAAUUUUCUCGAGAACCUUUCAAUAAAUUGUUACUAUCCUCACCCUCAUUGACAGUUUCAUCGCCACCACCACGACAGUCACCCUCUCUAGCUCCACCGACCUCUUCUCAACUAACAACCGGACGAUCCUCAUCAGUAUCAUCAUCUCCUAAUUCAUCUCCAAACUCAGGAGCUGGAUUAACACCAACCUCAACAAUUCCUUUUUCACUUUCACCAAUAUCAUCAUCAUCACAUCUUCAACGAUCCUCAUCGCACUCACCUCCACCGCUUUCAUUGACAAAUCACCAUCAUCGGUCUCACCGCGAAUCAGCUUCACCCAUUUCCUGUUCCAAGAGUAUUCAAGACUAAUUCAACUUGAAUUGUUAAACCCAGACAUUCUGAAUCUCAAUUUAAACGUCCAACCCAAUUUGAUUACCAAUCUAUUGCCAGGAAUACAAAUUUAGCUAGAAACCAAUGAAGAGCCGAGGAAGCAAAUUAAGAGCAAAGAAAAACAAAAAUGCAAUUGACGUCAACUGCAUCAUUACAAAAUUGAAAAUGGUUAAUUAAUAUAUCUGAGCUGCCAAUUAAUUCAAAUCUCAUUAAGAAACGAAUGAACAAAAACAUCAUCAUAAACAUCCUUACCAUUAGCGUCAUUAUUAUUAUUAUUAUCAUUAACAUUAUCAUUACAAACAUCAGCAUCAUUGUCAUCAUCAUUAUUAUUGCUAUUAACAUUGCUAUUAUCAUCAUUGUCUUUACUUCUUCUUCAUCAUCUUCUUUGUCUUCAAUUUACUUUCGCUUGCCAACAAUUUUUCUUAAUUGAUAAUUUCAGACUAUUUGAUUGGCCUGAUCACUCUCAUUGAAUGGUUUAAAUCGAUGCUGCUUCGUUUAUUCAUUGCAUUUACUUGGAUCUUAGUAAUUGAAAAAACAACAAUUAAGACCCAAAGAAACAAUUUACAAACCAUCAACUGAUUAACAAAUUGCACAAUUAGGUAAAAAAGCAAAUAAUCCUACAAUUAUUUGUAACUCUGUAGUUAAUAAACAAACAAACAAUUAUGAUGAUCAUUUUUAAAUUAUCAAACUUAUGAACAAGCGUUGAUUAAAAACAUGAGCUGUUUUUUUUUGAUUUUGAAAACAAUCAACAAUAUGUAAUAUAUAUAUAUUAAAUAUUUGCAUUUAAA